AUUUUUAUGAACGUAUAUACUAUUUGAUAAAAGAUUGUCUUAUUUAAUACAGAUUAAGUUGGCAAUGGUAUUUUAUCUAAACAUAGGGAUGUCCCGUAUUACUUGCAUUAUCAGUAGUUUUCUUAGUUGGAAUAUGUGAUUUCCUUGUUGUUUCAAUUUAUAUAAUAUGUUUUAUAACUGACGAUAUUGUUAUUGAUUCGUUUUAAUAUAUAGUACAAAAAGAAAUAUUUUACAAAGUUUUAGAAGUGUUAUUUUGUUAUUAAUAUUAUUCGUAGGUUAAAUCAAGAUAAAUUAUAUAUUAUACUUCAUCAGUUAUAUGUUAUUAAUAUGUUAAUGAACUAUACGGUGAAUAUAUAACAGGAUAUAUCAUCUAUACAUAUAUACAAAUAUUGAGACAUAUAUAUAUUUACCAUAUAAGUAAAUAACUAAAUAUAUUAGAAUUUUUACUAUCAAAAAGUUACAUAAUAUGGAUAAUAAACAAGUAACAGAAUGCAUAAGAGAAUUUAAAUUACGGCAACAGUAUCCAAGCAUAGCUCCAAAACAAAAAAAUAAAAAUCUACCAAAAGUAAGGGUAGAAACAAAGACAUGUUUACAAUUAUCACCUAGAAAUACAGAAUGUACGUUACCCAUCAAUGUACAAAAAAAAGAUGGAUUUCAUAAAUUACGACUAAAAUUACCAAGUGGUAAAGAUUUAGGAGAAUUUAAUGUACAAAUGUUGUCUUUUAAUAACAACAUUGUAAAAAGUAAGACCCUUAUAAAUCAAAAUAAAUGUAAAAAUUUAAAUAAAUCUAUUAUAUUAUCAAAUAUAAUGUUAAAAGAUAAAGAAAACAAGUUGGUAACCAUUGUACCCCUUCGAUGUACGAAUGUUAACAAAAAUAUUAAUAUAUCAAAGUUAGAUAACACAGUUUCUUCUAAAAAGGACAAUAAUAAUAUCGAUGAAAAAUGCCAAGGUAAAACUGUUUUUUUAAAACAUAUUGUCACUACUGAUGAAAAUCAUAAAGAAGGACAAAAUAAAAAUACUACAAAUAUGGAUACAGAUAUUACAAAUAAUGAAUGUUAUAAGAAUGGAGAAUCCGAAUGUAAUCAGAUUCCAAAAACAAAGUCAAAAGAUGUUUUUUUGGAUAAAAGUGCAUUAGAAAAUAUUAAAAAAUUAGGAAAUACAGAUUCCUUGUCGGAAUUAUCAGAACAUGUAUUAAUUUCUGAAUCUGAAAAUGUUAUUGAUACAUUUUCAAAUCAAUCUGUGAAUAUGUCUAAUAAUAUAAUUAAGAUAGUAAACAAAAAUUCUGAUUUAGGUUAUUCUAUAUUUGAUGAUAAUGUAUUAUUUAAUAAUACAAAAAAAGAACUAUAUUUAUUAUCAAUGAAUAAUGAAGAUAUAGAUACAUCCUUUGAAGAAACACCAAAUACUACGUACAAUCAAAAGAAGAUUAAAAAUAUUUCUGACCAUCAAAAUAUGAUUGAACAAAACAUGACUGUACAUGAUAAUGGAAUAUCAUUAUCAGAUAACUACAUUACAAUAAAGGAUAAUUAUGAUGCAAAACAUAAUAAUGAUAAUGAAUAUAGUAAUGUUUCUCUAAGAUAUAAUAAUGAUAGUAUUCCUAUUGUCAUAGCAAAAAAUGGUCAUAAACAUUUUAAAUCCCAAAAUGUCAACAAUCAUUCAAUAAAAAAUCAUUUUGAUGAUAAUAUACCAUUACAAAAAUCAUUAUCUUCUAGUUGGAGUACUCUUAAAGAUAUAGUAACUAUAAAAGAUGAACAAAUGAGAAUUAAAGCAUUCAAAGCCCUUGCAGAUUGUAUUGUAAUAAAUCAACAGAUUCCUUCACAUUUACCAACAGAUUUAAAAACAGUAUGUGACAUUAAAGUACAAACAAACAAUUCAUUAUUUGAACCAAAGAAUUUUGCUAGUAAAAAGGAAAAUACAUUUGGUAUCCCAAAAAUAAAAUUAAAAGAAUCAUAUUCUGCAAACACAAUAGAAAAUUCAAAUACAAAUCUAUUGAAUGAUAUGAAUGAAAAUUCAGUUUUUUCACUUUUCCAUCAAUCACAAGAGUCUAAUAUAUAUCUUGAAAAAAUUACUGAUGAUGUGUGUAAUAAAAAUAGUGGUGCCAAUAGAGUUAAACAAAUUCUAUUACAAGCAAAUCCAUUUUAUAACAAAAUCUUUAAACAACUACAAAGAGACUUUGAAACUGCUGCACAAUGGGAUGAAAACGGAAUGUUAAAUAUACAUAGAGCUGUUAUUAGUAAUAGAAUUUAUGAUGUUCAAAGACAUUUAAUGGUACUUGAAGCUUGUAAUAUAAAUAUAGACAUACUUUCAGAGUCACACGAGACAAGUUUAGAAUUGGCAGUUAAGCAUAAUGUAUCUAUUGAAAUUGUCAAGUUACUAUUAAAAGCUGGUGCAAAUCCAGUAUCAUUAAAACCAAUACAUGAGACAGCUUUGAUAAUAGCCAGUAAAACAAAUUCUUUAUUAUUACCAGAACUUGUAAAACAUGUUCCAUGUAUUAAACUACUAAAUAAUAUAGAUUCUACAGGUUUUGCUCCAUUACAUUACUGUGCUCUAUAUGGUAACUUAAAAGGAGUUAUCUCAUUAAUAAAUAUGGGUGCUAAUGUAAAUUUAAGAGAAAACAGAUCUGGUAGAACUCCGCUUUUUUUGGCAAUAGAAAACAAGCAUUCUGCAAUAGCACAAAAACUUAUUGAAAAAGGAGCAUCAAUAAAUAUCCCUAAUUUUUCUGGACAAACAAUUAUUUCAUUACCAACUUAAAUCAAUCUUCUUUAUUUAAGAACACUAUUAUUUAAUUAUAAAUAAAUAUAAUUAUAAAUAAUUUUCUAAUAAACAUAUCUAGAUACAUAUUAAAUAUAUGUAUAGAUUUAUUAUAAUUUGAUAACAAUAGGGCUAUACUUUAGGUCAGAUAAUUCCUAUGUCUAAGUUGUAUCUGAAAUUAAUAAUAAUUCUGUGUGUACCUAAAUCAAUUUUUUGCAGUUAUAAUAAUAUGGGUACCUUGUUGGUCGAAAUUAUUUUCGCUUGCAUAACAAGUAUUGUAUAUUCAAUCAAUUUCUACUUAAGAAUUCUACUCCUACAGAUUAAGGAUUUUUUGUUUAUAUUUCAGAUACACAGUACAUAAGAAUGUAUACACUUUAAUAAGAUAGUAUGUGUAGAAUUCACAUCCUAAGCAAAUUGUAAAAAUCUCUUGCCAAGAAAAUUUUAGAGAAAUUAAAAUGUAUAUCUCUUGCUCUCCUUCUGUUUGUCUAUAUCAGAAAAAAUCGUCUAAAAAAAUCAGAGCUUGAAGAAGAUUUCAAUCAGAUACUGUCAUAUCUUUUAUAUGGACGAAAUCAAAGUCUGAAAUUAGAAGUUUAUUAUUUAGUGAAAUCAGUGUUAUUCAAAUUCAAGGGUAUCUCAAAUAUCAACAUACUCGACAGACACAAAACGAGACAUUUACGACCAAAUCGACUGACCUCUGUUAUUUAUUUAACGCUAAUAUGUUUAUCAAAAUAUUUAGAAUAAUAAACUGUAGAUGCUCUUUCCGUAAGCGAUAAAUGUUUUGACAGUUUCAAUCCUAAAUAUUAUGUAAGGUCAAGUAAGCAUAGGAAUUGUAAAAAUUCCUUGCCAAGAAUAGCAAAAGAAAGUAUCAGAAUGUAAAAGAAAAAAUUAAGAUGACAGAUUAUUUUAACAGAUAUUUAUAGAAGCAAUGAUAAAGUUUGACUUUGAUAAUAAUAAUUCUAUGUUAUCUGUAACAAAAUUAUUAUUUAUUAUAUUACUAAUUGCUAGUUUUCUUAUAUGUUUUUCUCUUCAAAAAAGAGACAAAUUGUAAAUAUAAU
Messenger RNA from Vespa crabro (European hornet), 3804 nucleotides. Its product is annotated as probable serine/threonine-protein kinase DDB_G0282963. The transcript is spliced from 3 exons. Gene Ontology annotation, molecular function: protein binding. The record is from RefSeq and is a predicted model, not a curated record. NCBI's taxonomy places the organism in Eukaryota, Metazoa, Arthropoda, Insecta, Hymenoptera, Vespidae. Bases 467 to 2749 code for a protein of 760 amino acids.